Molecule: messenger RNA, 1392 nt
Organism: Xenopus laevis (African clawed frog)
Lineage: Eukaryota; Metazoa; Chordata; Amphibia; Anura; Pipidae
Gene: prdx6.L
Product: peroxiredoxin 6 L homeolog
Biological process (GO): cellular oxidant detoxification; cell redox homeostasis
Cellular component (GO): mitochondrion; cytosol
Molecular function (GO): A2-type glycerophospholipase activity; antioxidant activity; peroxiredoxin activity
Source: RefSeq, marked provisional
UCCGUUACAGUGACAGCAGCAGCCAUGCCAGGUAUCCUGCUAGGCGAACGCUUUCCUGACUUCGAGGCGGACACCACCAUUGGCAGAAUCAAGUUUCAUGAAUUCCUGGGGGAUAGAUGGGGAGUCCUUUUCUCACACCCACGGGAUUAUACUCCUGUGUGCACCACUGAGCUUGGACGUUGUGUAAAGCUGGCUCCAGAGUUCAAAAAACGCAAUGUUCGCAUGAUUGCCCUGUCAAUAGACUCUGUGGAGGAUCAUCUUGGCUGGAGCAAGGACAUCAACUCUUAUAACUGUGAUGAGCCCACAGAGACACUACCCUUUCCUAUUAUUGCAGAUCCCAAAAGGGAUCUGGCUGUACAGCUUGGUAUGCUUGAUCCUGAUGAGAAGGACAUGCAGGGGAUGCCGGUGACUGCAAGAUGUGUUUUUAUCAUUGGUCCUGAUAAGAAAAUGAAGCUUUCUAUUUUGUAUCCAGCCACUACUGGAAGAAAUUUUGAUGAAAUAUUGAGAGUUGUGGAUUCUCUUCAACUGACUGCAGUCCAUAAUGUUGCAACUCCAGUAGAUUGGAAGCCUGGUGAUCGAGUCAUGGUACCCCCAACUGUUCCUGAAGAAGAAGCCAGAAAAAUAUUUACAUGUGGCGUCUUCACCAAAGAGCUCCCUUCUGGCAAGAAAUACCUGCGAUACACACCUCAGCCACAAUAAAUAAAUGAAUUAUCUACUGUUAACAACAAGUAGUAAUUUGUUCACAUGCAUGGUUGAUCUUCUGAAGGUAGAAUAUCUAGUAAAGUCUCCACAAAAAUCUGUGAGAGGAUCUAAAAUGUUUGCACACAGCACUGUCUUCAGUGUGUCUUUUAACUUUGAGGGCAAUGGCACAAGCAGAGGUUUGUUUCCUAUAGGAAAUUGAUGUUCCUGUGGGUGAAAAAUGCUGAAAAAUACCUUCCAUUUGCAAACACACAUGCUACAAUCUGGCAUGAAUGCAAGAUAUGCCUACUUAUGCAUUUUUUCUAUGAUUAUACUAGAUGAAAAGUUUACAUGCGACUAUCAAAACACUUGCAAAUGUAAAGGUAUUUUCCAGCAAUUGUCACCUUGCAGGGCUGGCAUCAAAUAUUUGCAUGUGCCAUUGCUUUUACCCCCUAAAUAAAUGAAUAACUAAAAAAAAACAGUUUUCAUAAUUUUGAAUUAGUUAGCCUAUGGAUCAUUUUAAAGACUCCAAAAUUCUUUCAAGUUUUGUGUAGGUAUUUACCUCUAGUGCCUUUUAAGAAAGCCAGCAGGCACAUAAUCACUUUGCCAAAGAUUUGAUUGGUGCUUAUGACUUAAUAAAACCAUAUAUGUCUGACUGCAGCCUUGCAUUUCAAUUUGUGGUUCUAUUUUUUUUUGUGAAAUAAAUCUUGUAUU